AUGCCAUUCGCCACUGGAGAAGAGAAUUUGCUCCAUUUAAAUCAAGAAAUCUUUGACUUCAAUAUCCAAUUUGAGCAGUUGUUCUUCUCCAUCAUUCCGUCCGCUUUGUUCAUCGUAACAUCACUAUGGCGCACAAUGUCCCAGGCACGAAAGCCCACCGUGGUGAAUGCUCCAAUUUUCCAGUUGAUAAAAUUGGGUGCUAUCUCAACCUAUGUUGGACUUGAACUUUCACUACUCAUAUUAGUUGGGGCUGGGUCCUUCGAUGUGACCGCGAUGUUUAUUGCAUCAUCGGUCCUCAACCUUGUCUCAGCGCUACUCAUGAUCAUGCUGAGUGUGGUUGAUCACAGCAAAAGCCCGAGGCCAUCUAUACUGCUAAGCAGCUACUUGUUCCUGACCCUUUUCCUGGAUGUGGCGCAGGCAAGAACACUGUUUUUGUCAUCGGAUGACAGGUCGGAACUCACUUAUAGUAGCAUCUUCGUAGCUGCUAUAGCGCUGAAGACCGGAAUAUUGUUACUAGAAGCCCAGCAAAAGUCCAGAUGGGUGGGCUGGGACAAGAAGGAGCAUAGUCCAGAAGAGACGAGUGGUAUCUUCUCGUUAGGUGUCUUCUUUUGGCUGAACAAGAUCUUUUUGGCUGGCUACAACAAGGUCCUGACUAUUGGAGAUCUUUACCCUCUGGAUAGCUCCUUUACCGCCAGUUCGCUUCACGACGAGUUCUCGGAGAAUGUGAAUUACUCUGAAUUCAAGGGCGACAGAUUUGGGUUGGUGAAGGUGCUUAUUCGCACAUUAAAGGUUCCUCUUCUACUUCCUAUACCUCCGCGGUUGGCACUUCUUUGUUUCACAUUCUGUCAACCGCUUUUCCUUGAAAAGCUAUUGAAUCAUUUAUCCCAGUCUGAACUCGAUGCGAACAUGGGAUACGGGUUUAUUGGUGCUAGCUUACUUAUAUACUCGGGACUUGCUAUAUCUACGGGCUUCUACUGGUAUUUCCACCAUCGAAUGCGCACUAUGGCUAGGUCAAUACUAAUUACGGAAAUUUUCCUCAAAGCCACGAAAGCCCGUAUCGGGACUGGAGAUGACAGCGCCGCUCUGACUUUGAUGAGCACAGACUUGGAGCGAAUUCAGAUAGGCUUCAGAAGUCUCCAUGAGAUUUGGGCGUGCAUAAUUCAAGCAGGUCUUGCCGGAUGGAUGUUGUACAACAGAAUUGGUGUAGUGUUCGUCGCACCAAUGGGAGUUGUCAUAGUCUGCUUCAUCUGCUUGGGGAUCCUCAUAAAUUUCACCGGGGAUUCGCAGCGGUCGUGGAUGGCAGGCGUACAAAAGCGGGUAGGCUUAACGGCCACAGUCAUUGCCAGCAUGAAGAAUUUGAAACUCUCUGGCCUAUCUGCUGCUAUUGGCAACUUCGUGCAGAGACUUCGCGUGGAAGAGCUAGCGACUGGAAGCCGAUUCCGCAAAAUUGGCAUAAUUGCGGCGGUUUUAGGCUUUCUCCCGGUGCUACUAGGCCCGCCAUUAGCAUUCGCAUUUACUCAAACAAACUUCGAUGCCUCAAGGAUAUUCACUAGUCUCUCUUUUUUAACGCUGUUGACAAAUCCGUUGUCACAGGUCUUUCAGUCUAUCCCCGCAAUUGUCUCUGGAUUGGCUUGCUUGGGUCGAAUCCAGGCUUUCUUGGAGUGCGAGACUCGGCAUGACUUCCGCCAAGUUCUUGGUGAUAUAAGACAGAAUGUUGAGAAGGCUGGAGCUGCGAACGAAACUUUGUCUGACCCCAAAUUGGACUUAAAGCACCCUGUCGUGAUCACGAGUGGAAACUUUGGUUGGGAGGCAGAUAAGUUCGUGCUGAAGAAUGUUAAUACUCGAGUACCUAAAUCAUCACUCACUAUUGUUGUUGGACCUGUUGGAUCUGGGAAGACCACGCUAUGCAAGGCGCUACUUGGAGAAAUACCUUUUAGCGAGGGAAGCGUGGUUUUGGGAAAUAGCUUUCCUCACGUUGGAUUUUGCGACCAAACAGCAUUCCUCUCGAACGGAUCAAUUAGGGACAACAUCAUAGGGUUCUCUCCACCCAAUGAGAGGAAGUAUACCGAAGUUAUUGAGGCUACCUCUCUGAGCUUCGACUUUGCCACACUACCGCAGGGAGACCGAACAAAUGUCGGUUCCGAUGGAAUUGUCUUAUCCGGGGGCCAGAAACAACGUGUUUCUGUUGCUCGAGCUCUAUACCUACAAUCUGAUCUUCUAGUGCUAGACGAUGUCUUCAGUGGUCUGGAUGCAGACACCGAGGAGCAGGUCUUCCAGCAAGUCUUCGGACUAGAUGGAUUACUCAAGCGGCGAGGCACUACAGUCGUUUUAUGUACCCACAGUAUUGGGCACCUCCCUGCGGCAGAUCAUAUAAUAGCACUCGAAAACGGCACCAUUGUCGAGCAAGGUACCUUUCAAACACUGAUGACUAGUCAGGGAUAUGUUGCACGGCUGGGGUUGAAAGGCUCUUCUGAUAGCGCUGCUCCUACCGAGCAAAAAUAUUCAGAGAAGAGAGCUCAGAAAUCAAAGCCACAAGUAAUACAUACGACGAUAGCGAAUAUAUCAUCCUCCGCACCAGAUACGGAAACGGAUACGUCCCGGCAGUUUGGCGAUAAAACGGUAUACAAGCAUUAUUUUAGGAGCAUGGGACUAUUUCUAGCAGCAUGCAGUCUAUUCCUUAGUGUCCUUUGGGGGUUCUUCACAAACUUUCCAACAAUUUGGCUUACAUACUGGACUGACGAUAUCUCCUCGGAACAUCAAGUGCACUCUUAUGCUUACUACGCUGGGAUAUACGCUUUGCUUCAAAUCUGUGGCUUGAUCUCGCUAUUUGCUCUCGGCAUCUCGAUCUUCGUCGUUUCUGUGAAAAGAGCAGGUGCUAGUCUCCACCAGGAUGCCUUACGAACACUUAUUCACGCACCGCUAAGCUUCCUCACCAGGACGGAUACUGGUGUCGUCACAAAUCUCUUCUCGCAGGACCUAAAUCUUAUAGACACAGAGCUGCCAGAUGCAACUUUGAACACACUUUUUGCCUCUGCAAUGACUGCUACUCGCCUUCAGAGCCCCCAGAUUUUGCCCAAUUAUCUGACAAAGAUUGCAGGUCUUCCAAGCUCUCGGACAAGCCGCCGUUAUGCUUACAUCGUCUGUCUACUUGGCUAUAAGCUACCCAUUUCUCAUCGCCCUACUAGGUUCUAUCUUCGGACAUCCAGACAGCUUAGGUUGCUAGACCUCGAGACUAAAAGUCCCUUAUACACACAUUUCCUCGAUACUGUUAAAGGAAUUAUAACCCUAAGGGCUUUCGGUUUCCUCCCCAACGACGUCGAAAAGAAUAAUCGCCUAAUCGAUGACAGCCAACGACCCGCAUAUCUUCUCCUCAUGAUCCAACAGUGGCUCAACCUUGUUCUUGACCUUGUAGUCAUGAUAAUAGCAGUGGUGAUAACAGCUCUUGCCGUUCAGCUUCACUCUAAAUCUGGCUUUGCCGGUGCCUCCUUGUUCUCCCUCAUGAGCUUUGGAGAAAACAUAUCGGGCAUUGUCACAUAUUACACCAAGCUAGAGACAUCUAUUGGAGCGAUCGCUCGUCUCAAGAUGUUUAGUGAAGAUGUGAAGCCUGAAGAUCGAGACGAGGAGGAUAUUGUUCCACCAGCACUUUGGCCUCAAAACGGUGUGGUGGAAUUGAUAGGUGUAUCUGCAACUUACAGCUCAGGAGAUCAGCUUGACAGCACGUCCAACUUAGCCCUCCGCAACAUCCACCUCACUAUCAACACAGGUGAGAAGAUCGCUAUUUGCGGUCGUACCGGAAGCGGCAAGUCCAGCCUCAUCGCCCUGCUCCUUAAGCUCCUCGAUCCUAUCCCCGAGACAGCUGGGAACGCAGCUAUUGAUAAAACGCCGCUCCACCGUAUAAACCGAGCUACACUCCGCGACCGCAUAAUCGCCGUACCCCAAGAAGCUGUUUUCCUGCCUGAUGGGUCAACAUUCAGAGCGAAUCUAGAUCCGUCCAAUAUCUCAACACCUGAGGAGUGCCAAGCUGUGCUCGUCGCCGUGAACCUGUGGAAGUUUGUCCAGGAGCGUGGUGGUCAGGAAGCAGGUAUGAGCGCGGGGACACUCAGCGCCGGACAACGGCAACUUAUGUCGCUUGGGCGUGCGCUAUUGAGACGUUUUCUUCGUGCGCGAAAUGGCUCGGAUCGCGGUAUAUUACUGUUGGAUGAGGUGAGCUCGAGUGUUGACCGUGAAACGGAACGCGUGAUGCAAGACAUCAUCAGGGUAGAGUUUAAGGACUAUACGGUUAUCGCGGUCAGCCAUCGGCUAGAUAUGAUUAUGGACUUUGACAGGGUUGUUGUUAUGGAUAAGGGGGAGAUUGUGGAAGUUGGGAAUCCUCUGGUGCUGGCCGCACAGGCGGAGACGUGGUUUGGGGAUCUGGUUAGGGCUGGGGCUCAAUAG
This is a messenger RNA of Penicillium coprophilum, 4434 nucleotides long. RefSeq names its product ABC transporter integral membrane type 1. The coding region runs from base 1 to 4434 and encodes 1477 amino acids. The transcript is spliced from 9 exons. Gene Ontology annotation, molecular function: ATP hydrolysis activity; ATP binding; ABC-type transporter activity. The record is from RefSeq and is a predicted model, not a curated record. Gene Ontology annotation, biological process: transmembrane transport. Lineage: Eukaryota; Fungi; Ascomycota; Eurotiomycetes; Eurotiales; Aspergillaceae. Gene Ontology annotation, cellular component: membrane.